AUGGGGUCGGACCCCCUCUUGCGGUCAUCUGAUUGGCUCGGCCGUCUCGUCUUAUCGACCUUCCCGGCGUCAUCGGCCCAGGGACCUGCUUCUCCUCAUCUCACAAGCGCAGGACAUCACCGUCUUGCUUCAUCGAACUCCUCGCCUUUAUUUCAAUUAUCAACUAUCUUGCGGUAUCAUCAAAGUACCCCAAGGUACCCGCUCAUCAUCACCAACUCAUCAGCAUCAUUCUUGCUGUGA
Messenger RNA from Penicillium samsonianum, 240 nucleotides. RefSeq lists its product as uncharacterized. Lineage: Eukaryota; Fungi; Ascomycota; Eurotiomycetes; Eurotiales; Aspergillaceae. The coding region runs from base 1 to 240 and encodes 79 amino acids. The transcript is spliced from 2 exons. The record is from RefSeq and is a predicted model, not a curated record.